Molecule: messenger RNA, 3221 nt
Organism: Glycine soja
Lineage: Eukaryota; Viridiplantae; Streptophyta; Magnoliopsida; Fabales; Fabaceae
Product: probable apyrase 7
Exons: 2
Coding region: 365-2452 (695 amino acids)
Biological process (GO): nucleoside diphosphate catabolic process
Cellular component (GO): membrane
Molecular function (GO): nucleoside diphosphate phosphatase activity
Source: RefSeq, a predicted model, not a curated record
CUAAUUUCACUGUACCCACGUUACUGUUUCUAAAGGGUGUGCAAGCAAGUUCAAGUUUAGCCGGUGAUAACAUAACUCCAGUGCCACCACCUUCCCGUGGAUGCAGAAGUGGCAAAUACGUUCUUCUGUUUUUUUAAUUUCUAAUCUUUGAAGUUUUGGUCAUCAAAGUCGUCGCCAAAUUCCACCUAACCAACGCCACGAGAUUACGAGACUCAGAUCCAUUUCUCUCUCCUCUCAUCAAUGGCGAUCAACCCAAACCCUUCCCCCUAAAAUCUCACUCUCCGAAAUGCCAUGCUUGCUCCUCCCCCCCACCUAACCCCACUUUCUCCAAUCCAUCUGGGCAUUCCCCAAACCGCAAAAAGCCAUGGUCUUUGCCAAAAUCGCAUCACUCGUCGCCCCCAAUUCACAUUCCCUCCCCCACCCUCUCUCUCUCCAGGAUCUCUCCUCCUACUGCCACCUCGAACCACCCCUCCACGGCGGAGCCACCACCAUUACCACCUCUUCACGCCACAAAUGCCUCAGACUCUCACUCUACCUCGCCUCCUUCCUCUUCCUAACCUACCUCCUCUUCCUCCUACUCUACUCCUACUGGAACCACGGCUCCGCCAAGUACUACGUUGUCCUCGACUGCGGCAGCACCGGCACCCGCGUCUACGUCUACCGCGCCUCCGUCCGCUUCAACCGCCACACCACUCUCCCAAUCGCCGUCACCUCAUUGAGAAACGCCUCGCCCAAGAAUAAUAAGAAGAAGCCGCCUACCGGCCGCGCCUAUGAUCGAAUCGAAACCGAACCCGGAAUCGAUAAACUAGUAAACAACGUGUCUGGUUUGAACAAUGCAUUGAAACCUUUGCUGAGGUGGGCCAAGAAGCAGAUACCAGUGCGUGCUCACAGGUCCACUUUUUUGUUCCUUUAUGCCACUGCUGGUGUUAGGAGGCUUCCUGUUAGUGAUUCUCGGUGGCUGCUUGAUAAUGCUUGGUCUGUGCUUAAAGACUCUCCCUUUGUGUGUCAAAGGAAUUGGGUUAAGAUUAUUUCUGGUCCUGAAGAGGCUUAUUUUGGGUGGAUAGCUCUUAAUUAUGAUAGUGGCAUUUUGGGGGUUAGGCCUAGGAAGGCUACUUAUGGUGCCCUUGACUUGGGUGGCUCUUCCCUGCAGGUCACGUUUGAGAGUGAUCAGCAGCUUAAUAGUGAGACUAGUUUGUAUGUUAGGAUUGGAUCUGUGAGCCAUCAUCUUACCGCAUAUUCGCUACCAGGGUAUGGACUCAACGAGGCAUUUGGGAAGUCUGUGGUGUAUCUAUUUAGGAAGGAGUUUGGAUCGGGUAAUGUGGAUGUGGGUAGUGGUGGGAAUGCUGAGUUGAAACAUCCUUGCUUGCAGGAUGGGUAUAGGGAGGAAUACUCAUGUUCUCGUUGUUCAUCUAGUAAGAAAGGUGGGAAUGGAGGGUUGGGAGGAACUCAAUUGGUGCUUGUUGGUGCUCCCAAUUGGGGGGAGUGCAGCGCCCUCGCUAAAGUUGCUGUGAAUUUGUCUGAAUGGACUGAUCUUGGUGCCGGGCUUGAUUGUGGAGCGCAGCCUUGCGCUUUGGGUGAUAAUCUGCCUCACCCGUAUGGACACUUUUAUGUGAUUUCUGGAUUUUAUGUUGUGUAUAGGUUUUUCAACUUGACUUCUGAGGCCACGCUUGAUGAUGUGCUGGCAAAGGGUAAGGGUUUUUGUGAGAAGAGGUGGGAUGUUGCAAAGAGAAGUGUUGCUCCGCAGCCCUUUAUUGAGCAGUACUGCUUCAGGGCACCCUAUAUUGCCUCUCUGCUGAGGGAGGGUUUGCACAUUAAUGAUAACCAGAUAACUGUUGGCUCUGGAAAUAUCACUUGGACGCUUGGUGUUGCCUUGUUGGAAGCUGGAAAGGCGUUUUCCACUAGAUUUGGGCUUCGUGACUUGGAGUUUUUCCAGAUGAAGAUAAAUCCUCUUGUUCUUGUGCCCAUUUUGUUGCUUUCUUUUAUUCUACUUCUUUGUGCUUUAUCAUGUGUUGGCAAUUGGAUGCCAAGGUUUUUCCGGAGGCAAUAUCUUCCCAUUUCCAGGCAUAACAGUGUUACUGGUGCUUCUGUUCUUAACAUACCAUCUCCUUUUCGGUUCCAGCGAUGGAGUCCAAUGUACUCUGGGGAUGGAAGACUAAAGAUGCCUCUGAGCCCAAAAAUUGCAAGUUCACAACAAAGCCAAUUUGGUCUAGGGCAUAGUCUUGAUGACAACAGUGGUGGCAUCGAGCUUAUGGAGUCUUCAUUGUACCCAUCAGCUAAUAAUGUCUCUCAUAGUUAUUCCUCAAACAAUUUAGGGCAGAUGCAGUUUGACAGUGGCAACAUGGGUGCUUUCUGGUCCCCACAUAGAAGUCAGAUGCGUCUGCAGAGUAGGAGAUCACAGUCUCGAGAAGACCUGAAUUCCUCAUUGGCUGAAGUUCAUCUGAUGAAGCCGUGAAGGUUUUCAUGAUUGGUUGUGAGUUGUUGGCCAAUAAAAUUGCAGUGCCCAAGAUGAAUUUUUUCAUGGCAUUGAGUCUAAACAUCUUGCCAUUGUACUGUCAUCAGUAAUGAUGCUUCUACUAGCUAAAGGGGUAUCUCAGUCUUUCUAAUGUUUUUUUGUCCACCCUCAAACUGAAACUUCUGAAAGAUAUAUAUCUGUCCUAGCAUUUCAGAUAUUUUUGUCAUGGAGAUACUGUAGCUAAAGGUGAAGCCAGAUCAAUUGAUUCCAAAUGAAUUUGCAUCUCCUGGAGAUCACUUCUAAACUGGAUUGCUCCACCAGUUGCAUAGCACAAACAAGCACUCUUAAUCUUGGUAUCGGCUCAUCUGAAUUACUCUCCAUAGUGUCUUCUUGAUGUCUCCAUGUUCUGCCUCAGCGGUUUAGUUUUUCUGGUGCCACUAAGCCUUCAGAAGUUAAGUCGAGCAUCAAAGACUAACAAGCACAACAAAGGAUUUGCUUCAUAACAUUGAGACUGUUCUUAUACCAUUCUUUAGAAAAGAUGCUUCAUUAACUACAUUACUACAGAGAAUGCCUUAUUGUUUCAUAGGUGACUCAUGAUGAGUUGGAAAAUCAAUUAGAAAAGAUGAACAUCACGGAGAAGUUGUAACAUAGCACAAUCCCUCACCCUCUUAUACGUUAAAAAAGCUACUGAAUUGACUUCACAUGUUGCGAGUUACUGAAUUGAGUUCACAAAAAUGUAUUUCGUGCUAUUUACUAGGUGUUUAAACAA